Talaromyces amestolkiae is the source of this 2022-nucleotide messenger RNA. RefSeq lists its product as uncharacterized. The record is from RefSeq and is a predicted model, not a curated record. The transcript is spliced from 4 exons. Gene Ontology annotation, biological process: protein refolding; endoplasmic reticulum unfolded protein response; cellular response to unfolded protein. Gene Ontology annotation, cellular component: nucleus; endoplasmic reticulum lumen; membrane. The coding region runs from base 1 to 2022 and encodes 673 amino acids. Gene Ontology annotation, molecular function: ATP hydrolysis activity; heat shock protein binding; misfolded protein binding. NCBI's taxonomy places the organism in Eukaryota, Fungi, Ascomycota, Eurotiomycetes, Eurotiales, Trichocomaceae.
AUGGCUCGAGGAACACGGCUGGACGGUCAGUCCAAGCCUUUCGCUUGGACUACCAUCCUCUACCUCUUGUUAGUUUUUAUUGCACCUCUCGCACUUUUGGGAACCGCCCAUGCUUCGGAGGAGCAGAAUGUUACAGAGAACUACGGCACUGUCAUCGGUAUCGAUUUGGGAACUACAUACUCUUGUGUUGGUGUGAUGCAAAAUGGCAAGGUUGAGAUUCUCGUCAACGACCAAGGAAAUCGUAUCACUCCCUCCUACGUGGCCUUUACCGACGAUGAACGUUUGAUCGGCGACGCCGCCAAGAAUCAAUACGCAGCUAACCCCGAGCGAACCAUCUUCGAUAUCAAGCGUUUGAUCGGUCGCAAGUUUGACGACAAGGAUGUACAGAAAGAUCUGAAGAACUUCCCCUUCAAGGUCGCUAAUCAGGGCGGCAAACCAGUCGUCAAGGUUGAUGUCAACAAGUCCUCCAAGACCUUCACCCCCGAAGAAGUUUCCGCUAUGGUUUUGACCAAGAUGCGUGAAAUCGCCGAAGGUUACCUCGGAAAGACUGUCACCCACGCCGUCGUUACCGUUCCCGCCUACUUUAACGACGCCCAACGUCAGGCCACCAAGGACGCCGGUAUUAUUGCUGGCUUGAACGUCCUGCGUGUUGUCAACGAMCCCACCGCCGCCGCUAUCGCCUACGGUCUGGACAAGACUGGUGACGAGCGUCAGAUUAUUGUCUACGAUCUCGGUGGUGGUACUUUUGAUGUUUCUCUUCUCUCUAUUGACAACGGUGUCUUUGAGGUCUUGGCUACCGCUGGUGACACUCACUUGGGUGGUGAGGACUUUGACCACCGUGUCAUGGACCACUUCGUCAAGCUCUACAACAAGAAGAAUGAUGUCGAUAUCACCAAGGACUUGAAGACCAUGGGUAAGUUGAAGCGCGAGGUUGAGAAGGCCAAGCGUACUUUGUCUUCCCAGAUGUCUACCCGUAUCGAAAUCGAGGCUUUCCACGAGGGCAAGGACUUUUCCGAGACUCUUACCCGUGCCAAGUUUGAAGAACUCAACAUGGAUCUGUUCAAGCGCACCCUUAAGCCUGUCGAGCAGGUUCUCAAGGACGCCAAGGUCAAGAAGGCCGACAUUAGCGACAUUGUCUUGGUCGGUGGUUCUACCCGUAUCCCCAAGGUCCAGGCUCUUCUCGAGGAAUUCUUCAACGGCAAGAAGGCCAGCAAGGGUAUCAACCCUGAUGAGGCUGUUGCUUUUGGUGCCGCCGUUCAGGGUGGUGUUCUCUCGGGUGAAGAAGGAACUGGCGACGUUGUUCUCAUGGACGUCAACCCUCUUACCAUGGGUAUCGAGACCACCGGUGGUGUCAUGACCAAGUUGAUUCCUCGUAACACUGUUAUUCCUACCCGCAAGUCUCAGAUUUUCUCGACCGCCGCCGACAACCAGCCUACCGUCUUGAUUCAGGUCUUCGAGGGUGAGCGUUCUAUGACCAAGGAUAACAACCUUCUUGGCAAGUUCGAGCUCACCGGAAUUCCUCCCGCUCCUCGUGGCGUUCCUCAAAUUGAGGUCUCUUUCGACCUUGAUGCCAACGGUAUUCUCAAGGUCAGCGCUGCUGACAAGGGAACUGGCAAGGCCGAGUCCAUCACCAUCACCAACGACAAAGGUCGUCUUACCCAGGAGGAGAUUGACCGCAUGGUCGCUGAGGCUGAGCAAUUCGCCGAGGAGGACAAGGCAGCUCGUGGCAAGAUUGAGGCCCGUAACGCUUUGGAGAACUACGCUUUCAGCUUGAAGAACCAGGUCAACGAUGAGGAAGGUCUUGGUGGCAAGCUUGAUGAGGACGACAAGGAUACUAUCCUUGAAGCCGUAAAGGAUGCCACUGACUGGCUCGACGAAUACGGCGCCAGCGCCACCAUGGAGGACUUUGAGGAGCAGCGCGAGAAGCUGUCCAGCGUAGCUUACCCCAUCACCAGCAAGCUUUAUGGCGCUGGUGCUAGCUACGAUGAGGACGAUGAGCCCAGCGGCCACGAUGAGCUGUAG